AGCGCAUACACAAUGGCUGCUCGAAAGAGGGGAAAGCAAACAAUUUUCAGGCCCGCCGCGUCUAGCAAAAAAUAUGAGAAAAAAAUUAUUAAAAAUUCGGAAAAUAGUUGAAAGUGAAGAAAAACUCAACAGAAAGGAUGUUAAAGCGUCCGGGGCCCCUGAGUCCGGACGAUGUUGAGUGCAUAAAGCUGGAUAGAAUAAUUGCAUCAGAUCUAGUUGUGCACUCUGUAUCUGUCCAUGUAGCUGAUCUGCCUUAAGGUGCCAUGGCGACAGGGACCCAGGGCCACCGUGACCACAUCUUGGAGAAAGCCAAGCUCACGCCACCAACAGGGAGGCGCAGGAGAGCCGAGGGGAAGCCGAAGAAGAACUUCCCCUGCCAGGAGUGUCAGAAGGCGUUCAACAGUCUGGAGAAGUUGAAGGUGCACUCGUAUUCUCACACAGGAGAAAGACCCUACCGCUGCUCCCACCCCGACUGCACCAAGGCUUUCGUCUCCAAAUACAAGCUGCUACGGCAUAUGGCAACUCACUCGCCAGAAAAAAACCACAAGUGUUCAUACUGUGAGAAAAUGUUCCACCGCAAGGAUCACUUAAAGAAUCAUCUACACACUCAUGACCCAUACAAGGAGGCAUUCACCUGUCAAGAGUGUGGCAAGAGCUACAACACCAAGCUGGGCUUUAAACGCCACCUUGCCCUCCACGCUGCCAACAGUGGAGAUCUCACCUGCCAAGUCUGCCUGCAGCCAUUUCCUAGCACCGGGAUUCUUCUAGAGCACCUCAAAACACAUGCUGGCAAGUCCUCUGGCGGGACCAAAGAGAAAAAGCAUCGCUGCGAGCAUUGUGAGCGGCGAUUUUAUACCCGGAAAGACGUACGACGCCACAUGGUGGUGCACACCGGACGCAAGGACUUCCUUUGUCAAUACUGUGCCCAGCGCUUCGGUAGGAAGGACCACCUGACACGUCACAUGAAGAAGAGCCACCCCCAGGAGCUGCUGAGGGUAAAAACUGAGCCAGCUGAUUCGCUGGAGCCCAUUGUCUACGACUUGGCUUCUGGGGACAUCAAGGGUGAACUCCCUGGAAUGCUGACGCCAAGGCUCCACCAGCUCAACAUGUACACAGGCCCCAUCCUGGACACAGAGCCCUUCCCCACCCCCACACACCCCUUUUCUUUAAAGUACCCGCUGGGCUCCAACUUUACCUCAUACACCGUCUCCUCACAGGAGCGGGAGCAGAAUCUAAAGGGAGAACUGGAGACCUACCUGAUGGAGCUGCAGAGCAGCAUGCCCUCCUCAUCGUCUGCAGCCCAAGAAUCCCAACUCUCCUCCUCCAAACUUGAGUUGGGGCCUCAAGUUGGCGGGCUGGAAGGAGCAAGCGAGGAAGUGUCCUUGUCCAAAAGAUCCACUUCGGUCGCAUCAGCCACUGCAGGUGACUCUCUGGCCUCAUCCUCCUCUCUGAUGGACUUUUCACAGCUUUUUAACUUCCUUCCACUCAAUGGGCCUCCGUACAACCAGGCAGGGGGCAGCGGGGGGCAGGGUGUUGCCUAUCAACCCAACGAAGAGCCCACGCCUCUCGUCCAGCUGCCCCCCCAGUCCUCUGAAGGCCUAGAGGCUGCAGAGACGUCGCUUCAAGGGCUCCCCUCCUCCUUCAUAUCCAACCUGAGCACACCCACCACACUGCCCCGAUUCCACCAAGCUUUUCAGUGAUCCAGUAUGUACUGCAAAUAGCACACAUGCACUCUUAACACACAUGUACUGACACGCAUGUCAAGCUCCACAACCACAAAGGCAGAGAGACACUGAAGCAAGAUGCCAGUAACACAUGAUUGGUGAUAUUAGAAACUCCCUCCUGGAAAUAUAACAACAUGCGCAGACAGUACCACAUGCAGCAGACACAGAGCUCAGGAUAUGAUGAGCACUGACAACACACACAGAUACAGAGCUCUCCACACAAGGUUUGGUUUAGUCCGUUUUCUAAUGGUAACUAUUAGGAUGUCUUCUUUGCCCCUAUCAGUUGUAUUUAAGUUGGCUAAUCACACGUUUCCCUAGUGAUGUGUUUAAUAGCAGACAAAUUAUUCUCUAGAUCUUAAAUUGCAGCGCAAGCAACAGCUCUCACAAACAGGUCAGCACAGCUCAGGUUCAUACUUUAAUAGAUUUCAGUGCAGCACUUCUCUGUGCACUGCAUUACCAUCAUCAGUACAAAAAUCCGCAACACACACAUUGCUGGAGUAUAAGCAUUUUUCUGCAGUAAUGUGAACCUGUGACAAUAAAAAUAGAUCAAAGGUGAAUUAGAGGAACUUUCACUAAGAUGAAUGACAUAAAUGAGCUUAGUGUGCAGAUUCUGAAAUUCAUAAUGUUUUUCAUUUGAACACAUCGAACAAACUGAUGCUGUCAAGCUUCAUCUUACCUUUGUUUUAAACCGUGAUUUUAAAGGACCAGUCUGUAGUUUGGGUAUGUGUUUGUUAAUUUGCACUGCUUUGGAGAUACACACACACACACACACACACACACACACACACAAAACAUCAGGCUGGUCCUUUGAUCAAUCUAUAAAAAGAAGUUCAUCCACAUUCACAUGAUCAAACACAAGGUACUGAGUAGGAACUAUUGAAUGGCAGCAUUACAGCUUUACAAUUAAUCUUGGAGAGCUUUGGAGGUAAACUCAUCAGUACAAACACCAAGGGCUGUCAUUCUCUUGUAAUCCCCUCUAAAGACCCAUUCCACCACAAACGUAUAGCUUACCUAGAUGGAGAGGUGAGAUCAUUCAAUCAAGUGUGAGCGGGCACCAGGUUCCACAUAGACAACUGAAUUGUGAUGAUUUUGAUUGUCAACUGAGAUGCUCCCCUUGUUUGGUUUUUCCGAAAGUUAUUAAUGCAAGAAAUCACAAACUAUCAUCUUCAGAAGGAGAUAGACCUCUAAGAAGUGUAGUUGGUAGGACUGCCCUUUUUUUCAAUGUUGGACUGAAACCUUUAGUCAGGAUUGGGAUGCAAAAGAUCCAGAAGUUGUAUUUCAUCAUCAUAGAAUUGAAAAUUAACAUUAAGACGCAAAUUAGGUACUGCGAAAAAUUAUUAAGGUGGCCAGGGGGGCUGAAUUUGAUACUCUGCUUUUAUGGCAAAUAUAUGAAAGGAUCUGCUCUGAUUACGAAAUAUUUUUUGCCAUUCUAUAUGUUAGAGACUUAGGCGUAGAAUACAAUCAUUAAAUAGGCCAGUUAAGUUUUUUUCUCACCCAGUGUGGAAUAAUAUGGAACUCCUUGAGAAUAUAUGAAGUCCAUAAAAUGUUAUGUGAAGCUGCCACAUUUUGCUGCUAUUUUGAUGAUUUAGUCAAAGGAAUGGGAUGUGAAACAGGCAAAUGAAGAAAUAAUUUAUGAGUGAAUGUUUCACUGCCUGGUGGUUAUUCCAUGAAUGAAAAAAUUCCCAAACAUUUUACUGUUCACAAUCAGGUUACUAGUUUGCCCUCAGUCAACCGUCCACUGCCACAAGUUCUGACUUCCUCUGGUACGGCUCCACUUCAUAUUUAGAUUAACAUGGAAACUUAAAAGAUAUGUUAGUCCUGCAAGUUUUAUGUGGAAAUCUAUGAACAUGAACUUUAACAUUCAUUGAAAAAGUAAGUGAAAUUGUAAAAAAGAAACAUGCUAGACACAUGUUGCAACUUAGACAGCUGGAAAGAAUGGAAUGGAAUGGAAUCUGGAAGAUUUUAGCAAAUACAUUAUAACAUUAUUUCGUAAACUUAAUCAUGGUUAAGGUUCAUCUGAGUUUUAUAAAGUGAGCUAUUCACAUAUACAUUACAAUAGCUUCCAGUGUUGCUUGUAUCAUCAUGUAAAUCAUUGAUUCAUCAUUGGUAAUUUAACAUCAGAGUGUUACUUUGUGAGCCAACAAGCUAAAAAAAACAACUUUUCAGGAAUGAAUUCCGUGCUUUAACAUUGUGGUGUACAUCUUAGAGUCUGCUACUUUUUAAGUGUUACUGAACCUGAACAGUCAACAUUGUCCCAUCCUUUAACGUCCUCUAGAAAGGCAUUUGUACGAGCAAAGCUGCUUACUGGUGGGUGACUUUAGUGUUUUUUGGGUUGAUCCUAGGUUAAAUAUAUAGAACUGUUUGAAUGUGAAGCAGGACAAAACUGGAAAAGGGCUGAGAUUCGCAGCUUAUAUUAUACAUAAAGUUCAUUAGGCCAAAGCACGCUUCUUUUAAAUCAGCUGUCUCAGUAGUCUUUCCGGUAAAGCCUUAAAGGACUGUCAUUUCAAAAGCAGUUCAAUAUGUUGAUAGAGAAGACGCACAUUCACUGAAUGUCCCCACGGCCUUAUCUAUCCAUGCACAUAGUUUUACCUCUGAGACUUGUGCUUCUACUCCAAAAGAUUUGAGGUGAAAUGGACUCAUUUAGCCCAUGAACCUUGUAUUGACAAAAUUCAUAUUAUAUAACAGGAUUUUAUUUUACUUUCAUUAUAUGGUGUAAAAACCUGGGCCAACCAAGCCGAAUCUAUCUACAUGGACGGAGACCACUUGAGGGAAGAUAUUUGUUUUAUGAUUUAUGUGAAUAACAUCUUUAAUUUCAAAACUUAAAAAAUAAGCUUGAAUCAAUCUUUUAAGGGACAUUAUAUUUUGGUGUGUUCAUCAUCUGUUGUUCUUAUUUAAAUGUUAGCUAUUAUCUGCAGUCAGUAUGGGCUUCCACCAGGAGGUGGUGUGUUCUUUAGCAUUAUCUGAAGCAUUUGUUAACUCACAGAAUUAGAGUUGAAGUUAGAGUUGAAGCUGUAUGUAUCAAAGCUCCAUCCAACAUGACAUUCACCUAAUUUGUUCAGAAAUAGUGAUGAAAGGAGAUGAGCUGUAGCUGUUGUUCAGCUCUGAUGGGCCCUCAGUCAUCAGUGCCUAUCUUAGCUUCUUUCAACAUGAAGUCAGUCACUGCUCAGUCAUCACUCUGGACACAGUCACACUCAAACCAUACGUUUCAAGCAGAUGUGCCUUAUUUUUCAGGAAAUACAACAUAUGAUUUACAAUCAAUGUGGGAAUUCCAUGAGGGGCUUUAAAAAAAACAACUAGAUAAAUAACAGCUGUGUUUGAACAGAUGUAUUUUUUAAUUGUUUUCCACAGGUUAGAGUUACAUGUAUAACUAACUUCAGCUUUCACCUCGAAACUUCAAGAUUCUGUUAAUGAUUCCAACAUUUGUAAAGAUGCUGGAAUUUUGCAUAAGACAUGUGGAUUUUUGGGUUUAGAAUGUUGUUAUUCACACCGUGUGAAAAAGUAUAAACCAUCAAUGGUGUGUUGAAACAAGCAGAUACUUAUUUAUAACGUGAAAAACGUUCCCCGGAGAUGUUUUCUAUCAAAAUACAAACAGAAUCAAACAGGUAAACUACCGUCAACACUGAUGCACUGCUUUGAAAUGGCAUUAGCAACUGCCAUUACCUCUAUUGACUGUGUUUAGAUGUAGAUUUUCUCAUGACUGUAGAGCUGCAUUUAAUAGCUACAGCUAUUUUUGCUCCUAUAAAGUUGCCUGAUUUGGGUCACCCUCAUUUGUGGGCCCAGCACUCUGCACAUCACUUUGUGAUUUGUUUUCAUCACCAUUAGCAGAUUUUCAGGUCUGACACUAUGACAGACACCUGAGAGUCGCAGCUUGUUACUGGUAAUCAGGAAAACUCUGAAUCAUGAAGUAACGUACGUGUAGACAAAGAAUGGUCACAUAGAAUGCUGAGGUCGCAAGUGUUAGGGUAGGUUCCAGUGUCUGUGUUAUCUAGUUGUUAUCUAUGGGCUCAUGAGUGUAGUCCCUGUUGUUAUACACUUUACUUUGUGCUCACAAUCAGAAGCCAGCUCAGUGGGGCUGGUCAUCAACUGAAAUGUUUGUGUAGCACAUAAACAUCAUGACUUAUUCUUUGAAGUAGUUUCUGAUUUCAAUCUAAUUGUGAAAAGGUAUUUGCCCCUUCCCCAUUUCUCCAGUUUCCGCUAAUUUGUUGUAUUUAAAUCAGCCGAAUAAUUUUAAGAUAUAGAAAACAUGAGUAUACGAAAAAUGGUAAUUUCACUUAUUGAAGGUUAUUCAAACCCUAAAUCACCCAUGUGAAAAAUGAAUUGCCCCCAAAACCUAAUAACUGGUUGUGCCACCCUAGGCACUUAACAUUUGUAAUAGCUUGCAAUGAGUCUUUGACAUCGCUGUGGAGGAAAUUUGGCUCACUCUAAUUGGUUGGUGUUUUUUUUAGCAUGACGUGUGCAUUUAAUUUCUUGCCACGGCAUCUCAAUUGGAUUCAAGUCAGGACUCUGACUUUAUUUUAUUUCUUUUGAGCCAUUCUGAGGUCGACUUGCUGGUGGCCUGUGGAUCGUUGUCCUGCUGCAUAAUCCGACUUCGAUUGACCUCCUAGAUGAGUUGUUGAAGCGCUCUGGGAGGAACUUUGGAAGGGCGGCCACUCUAGGAAGGUUCACCACUGUCCCAAGUUGUCUUUAUACCGGUUCUCACCGUGUUUAGAGUCCAAGAACCUUAGCAAUGGCUCUGAAACCUUUCCAGAGUACUGUAGUUAGAUUUCAAUGGGGUUGUUUCAAAUCUGUUCUUGAAUUUCUUUAGUUUAUGGCAUCAAGUUUCAGUUUUUAAGAGCCUGAUGUUUAGAUUGAAUUUUUUUUUCAUUAUCAUGCCUUGGUUUGGCUUAUUAGAAAAUGAGGGGUCAAAUAACUUUUUCCCAUUAGGCCAAACAGUGUUUUCCUUCAAUAAAUGAAAUUGUCAUUUAAAAACAAUUUAUUACCUUUAUUUUGGUUUACAUAAGACUAAUAUUAAAAUUACUUUGAUCAUAUGAAACAUUUAAGUGUAACGAAUUUACAGAAAUUGAAAGAAAUCAGAAGGAGGCAAAUAUUUUUCAAAGUACUGACUGUGCAUCAAAAAACUACUGGGAAAGCUCAGUUUUGAUUAGCUGCUAAUUCUAGACUGUAUUUUACUAAGUUAAGGUUUGACAUUGAAAAUAUAUCAUUUGACCAAAGCUCCAUACUUUGGGCACAUGAUGAGAAGUGAGCAAACUACAUAUGAAUUGAGCAAGGUCAAUUUGCAGAUGAAGGCCAUGAGAUACUGCUCAAAAGAGUAAACUAAAUAUAUAAUGUAGACCUUUAUCAACAUAUUGACACAUUUCAGUAACUUUCCAGCCCUAUUACAACAUUACUGAAUGAUGAAAUGUGACAAAGGUGAAGUCAGCUGAUGUACAUUGUUCCACAAAACAACAAUUGUACGUUUUAUCUGUAGAACAGAAAGAUCAUUGUAUACUUGUCUUCUCUAUUCAAAAAACAUUGGACUGCACACUAUGAAUGUGAACAUCACCGAUUACAAACAUUUUUCCCUUCAACUGCAGCAGUUAACAGAUGGUGCAUCUGAGUUACAUGAAAUGUUUGAUACAUAUAUUUAACCCAAUAGUGUUAUCAUUUACCUCACAUACUCAUCUUGCUUUUGUGCUCCAGGAUUUAAAAAUGAUGAUGAACUAGAAGUGUUAAGCUCCCCUGUUUUCUUUGUGAAUGAUGGGACUUGAUGAGACAUGAAUAGAGUCAAUAUUUUUCUGGCUUGUGUGAAAUAUAGAGUUGAAUGUGUAAUGCAAAGCAUUUAUGGAACUUUGCUAUUUUUAUCUUGUCAAGGUUUGAGAUUUUACAAGUGUAACUAGCAAACCUCUCUCUCCCUCUCUUUUACAUAUAUAUAUGUAUACGUAUAUAUGCAUACAUAUACGUGUACAUGUACUAUAUAUAGUAAUAAUAGCACUUUUUGAACUGAAUGCCUUCAUUUCCUACAAUCCUUUUUGUCUAAAACCUUUAUUAUACCAUAGAUAUAUAUUUAGCUCUUUCAGAGAACAAUAACAUGUAAAUACAAUAUAAAUGUUUUAUUUUUACAGGUACAAUUUUGACAGUGUUUUGACAUCAAAGUGUAAUUUUGCUUUACUUGCACAAGUGUUCUGUGUGUCUCACUGAGGAGGCUUUUAUGUACUCUUAUGAGAUUUAGUUUUUCAGUGGGCCUUCUUGAUUUUAAAACCGCAAGGUUAAGUGAGAGCACAGGCAAUAAUGAAGCUUAACCGGACAGUUAUUUAGCGCUUAAUUGUAUCAUCUUGUUAAAGUUAUUGUUAAAAAUACAAACAAGAUAUAUGUUCAAUUCCUCCCGGGGUGAUUUUGCCCUCUUCUAUCAGCAUUUGACCUAAAAAAUGUGACUUGAUUUCUUAGAGGUUUUUCUUCAACUGUACAAUCAGCUGUUUUGAAUUAAUUUAUGUUUGUAUGAUAGAAUCCAGAGAUUUGAUGGGGGAGUAUUAAAAUCAACAAAAUAUGGAUCAAAAUUGAAAGUAAAUAAAAUCUAAACUCAUUUGAGUUGGGUAUCAGAUCAAGUUCAUGAUUCUAAAGCAAAACUAAACUGUCCUUGACAAAGACAUAGUAAAAACACUAUGUGUUCCAGAGUGGGAACCACAGACAGCAGAUGCUCUUCGGUGAGAGGCACAGACAUUUAGCAAAUCAUGUCAAACUUUUAUAUAAGCUUCAUUGGUACCAGUGAAAUUUAUUGAAUGUGUAUGUAAGAAACACUGCAAUACUGCAAUUUAUUUUGGUCUUGGAUCAAGCUGCUAACAUACUUCUAAAGCUCCUUAAGGUGCUACAGACCUCUUUUCUAGUUAUUAAAUGUAUCAUUUGUACAAACAAAGUAUCCAGUUUAGCUGAACAGUUGGCAUGUGUGUGCCUGUUUGUACUAUAUAGCUACAUAUAUUUCCUUGUACUGUGAUUUUUGUAGUCUUUUUACAGACUUGCCUGUAAAUUCCCCCACACGUCUCCCCCCUCGACCCCCUACCCACCCUUGUGUUUUGAUAUUUGGAAUCUGACUCAUGGUGGGAGAUAACUCUGAGUGAUGUGCACUCAGCAGAGAUGCAGACAUCUGUGCUGAUGCUGAGAAACACGACUCCAUGUGAUGCCGUUCAAAAUUAGCAGAGGAAGUUCAGAGGCAAACUGCAUUCCAGCCAUGUUGGUUUUGUUAUCAAUUGCAUUUCAAUAAUGCCAUCCUGUUUCAAUGAUGGACUCAUUGCUAAUUCUCAAUAUUUUUCUUCAAAUCUAUUUUACAAACUACUGUUGUAUUUUUAUAAAUAGGCAAAGUAUUUCACAUAAACAUAUAUAUAAGUAAAUAUAUAUGUAUGUGUUUAUAGGUUGUGUAAAAUAAAAAUGAAUGCUGCAGCUUUUAUCCAUUGUGUUUGAAACAUUGACAUCAUCCAAAGAGGCAGAUUAUUUAUUGUCUGGCAGAGUAACCUGAUUGGAUUUACAUACCUUGCUGCUAUGAAGGAGAAGGCCUGCAGUCAUAAACUCCAGUGUUUUACACAAUGUAAUGAAAGUUUAAUAAACAUAAGAGAAGGAUCCAACUGUCA
Pleuronectes platessa (European plaice) is the source of this 9322-nucleotide messenger RNA. RefSeq names its product pleiomorphic adenoma gene 1 (gene plag1). NCBI's taxonomy places the organism in Eukaryota, Metazoa, Chordata, Actinopteri, Pleuronectiformes, Pleuronectidae. Gene Ontology annotation, molecular function: DNA-binding transcription factor activity; RNA polymerase II cis-regulatory region sequence-specific DNA binding; histone deacetylase binding. The record is from RefSeq and is a predicted model, not a curated record. Gene Ontology annotation, biological process: cell fate commitment; regulation of transcription by RNA polymerase II. Bases 264 to 1700 code for a protein of 478 amino acids. Gene Ontology annotation, cellular component: cytoplasm; nucleus. The transcript has 3 exons.